Penicillium salamii is the source of this 3249-nucleotide messenger RNA. The record is from the annotation of a GenBank genome assembly. Lineage: Eukaryota; Fungi; Ascomycota; Eurotiomycetes; Eurotiales; Aspergillaceae.
AUGGAUGGCGAUCUGCCCAUCAGACCAGAAGAUGAACGCAGGCCUGCUCUCACAUCCGCGGCCUUGGAUGGUAACUUGAAUACCAUCAGGCUGCUCCUGAGUCAAGGAGCCGAUGUGAACGCACCUGGGGGUGUGUACGGAAAUGCGCUUGCAGCGGCAGCCUCCCGCGGGAAGCUGGAUGCUAUCAAUUUGCUACUUGAUCGGGGGGCUGAUGCCAAUGCCCCCGGGGGUGAUUUCAAAACUCCUCUCCAGUAUGCGGUUCUAGGCGGGAAGCUAGACGCAAUUCGGCUUUUACUUGACCGUGGGGCUGACGUGAACGGCAUCGGCGGCGCAGCCCUCCAAGAUGCAGCAACAGCACGCGGGAGUGUGGAAACCGUCAAUCUACUUCUCGACCGAGGAGCUGAUGUGAACGCCUCUGGCCGUCAGUUUGGAACUGCACUUCAGUCUGCCGCGUAUUACGGGGAACUAGAGAUACUUCAGGUGUUGCUUGACCGUGGGGCUGAUGUGAGCGCAUCAGGUGGUCAGUACGGAAAUGCACUCCAGGCUGCGUCCUUCAAUGGAAACGUGGAGAUUAUGGAGCGACUACUUGAUCGGGGAGCUGAUGUGAAUGCCUCCGGCGGUGAAUGUGGAAAUGCGCUCCAAGCGGCAACUCACGGCGGCGUGUGGGAUCAACACUUUGAUGCUGCUAAGCUGCUUGUCGAUCGCGGAGCUGACGUUAAUGCAUCCGGUGGUCUGCGUGGAAAUGCUCUCCGAGCUGCACUGUGGAACGUGAAUUUUCGUGUUGCAGAACUACUUCUCGACCGGGGGGCCUACGUGAACGCCCCGGCUGGCAAAUUUGGAAACUAUCUAAAAGCCGCACUGUUUGCUGACACUAGAAAGUUGGAUUUUGUCAAGCUGCUUGUCGAUCAUGGGGUAGACGUGAAGGGUCGGAGCAGAGCUGCUCUACAUAUUGCAGCGAUCGAUGGAUCCUUGGAUAUCCUUGAGCUGCUCCUAGAUCACGGAGCAGACGUGAAUGUUCAGGGUGGUAAUUAUGGAACUGCUCUCCAAGCUGCAGCAUACGGAAACAGUGCAUUAGCUACUGCGAAGUUUCUUCUCGACCGGGGAGCAGAUGCCAAUAUUCUAGGUGGUGAGUUUGGCAAUGCUCUCCAAGCUGCAGCAUAUGCACCCCAAGGUGCCUCCGAUUUGGUUGAGCUUCUCCUUCAUUGGGGGGCCGAUGUGAACGCCCUGGGAGGUCGGUUUGGCUCUGCCCUUCAGGCUGCAGCAUCUGCAGCAUGUGAAAAUCUGGACCUCAUUAAACUCAUCCUCAAUUCGGGGGCAGACGUGAACGCUCGAGGUGGCUGGCAUGGCUCCGCUCUUCAAGCUGCAGUGUCGAUGGGCCGCCAUAAAGUUGUCAAGUUAUUUCUUGAAAAUGGUGUCGAUAUUAAUAUUUAUACGGUUGAUCUCCAGGGUGCAUCAUUACUACAUGCUGCUGUCGCUUGUAAGGAUAUCAACACCCUGGAUCUACUUCUUGAAGCUGGCUUGCAUGUUGACUUGGGCGAUUAUGACAUUUUCAACCAAACGCCGCUUCACAUUUCUGUGGACCGCCCGGAGUCUUUUCAAAGUCUCAAGCGCGCUUUGCUUAAAGCUCACAAUGACGAAAAUGAAGACGUACUGGCCCUCAUUCGUGCUGCUAUCAAUAAAGGCGACGGUGACGGGUGUACCCCAUUGCACCGCGCUGUUGAAAAAGAUUCUCUUCAAGCCGCGGAAUGGCUUGUCAAUCACGGUGCUAGCGUCGACCUUCAAGAUUUCAACAACGUCACCCCAUUCCAGCGCGCCGCUCAGUUGGGGAAUUUCAAAAUGAUGAGUUGCCUUUUUCCUCAUGCGACCCAAAGCCUCGCAACGAUCGAUCAAACCACAAAAGGAUCAGAUUGGAAAGCUUGUGCGCCUUCUAAGUGGAAGGAUCACAUCGUACUGGCCUUGAAUACACGAGAUAUAUCCCCAGUGCAAGUUAUGGACGGCCACGAAUUGACGCUAUAUUUUCAUACGAUGUCAUAUCCCCUGAGGUUCUCCGCAUUGAGCAUAUCGACAAAAGGGAACGAAUGUAUCGCAGCUGCUCCUUUUCAGAGGGCACUGGUGCUUCUUCCAAACGAUAGCCUUCUUGGUCACUCUUCCGGGGGAGUCUUUUGGCGAUGGUGGCGUAAAAUAUUGAACAAACGUCCCGACCAGCCCACCAUGCAGACUUGGCGUGACCAGUGGGAUUGGAAAGUACAAUUCAAUAAGAUUCCGAACGCCGUAGCUCUGGGCCAGCCUUCUCGAACUGAAUGUAAGUGCGAACACAUUGCCUCGUUUCUACAUGUUGAUACCAAUGGCUUCGAAGGCUUUCUUGAAUGCCGUGUAGUUAUACCCUCAUUUGAAAUCCUCCAUACAUCUACCCAGCUCUCGGCGUCACCCUUGACGACUAGACCGAAGAACCACGCCAUGGUUUGGAUCAUGGUCAAGUCCGACGAGAAUCCCCCUCCAGCCCAGGCCGGAAAGACAAUGUUUGAAAACAAAAUCAUUUUCACCACCCUGGAUUAUUGCACAAUCUCUAACUCGCCAACUGAUUUUUUCAUUCCUUGCGUCGAACAGCUAAGGGAAGAAUGGAUCAACAUUUGUCGAGCUGCAGAAAGCCAUCUUUCAAACAUGCGAAGUGUUACAUUGCGCUCCAAUGGAAGAGACACAGAUCUGAUUGAGGUCCACUUGAAAGAUGCAGAAGCUUGGGCAGGCUUUAAUAAGCUGCUCACAACGCAAAUGUCAAUUCUUCGGUCGUUGUGCAACAGUUUCGAUCAAACAAAUGCACAAGCUGCUCGGGGGGACAGUGUCACAUGGACCAACUACUUGAGUAAAAGAUUCUCGACUGAAAUAGACCUAACGGAGCAAGUGGUGAACGCACGAUUUUCAUCUCUUAAUCAGGGCUCUCAAGAGCUGAUUCAACUGGAAUUCAAUCUAACCUCAAUUGCAGAGGCCCAGAAAUCGACAACUAUGAACAGGAGUAUGAAGCGUCUCAGUUGGAUCACUAGUCUCUUCGGAAUGAAUAUCGAUCUGCUUGAAUCAAACCCGUCCUGGUGGCUAUAUAUCCCAUUUGCUGCAGGCACCAUCAUCUUGACUAUGGCUGUAUGGAUUUUAUUCAAGACCAAAAGAGGCGUGAGUAGCGAGAUGUCCCAUUCCUGUCAUGAGUGGCGAAAUCAAGCGAUGAAACUAACCUCAUGCUUAGCUGGAGGAUUCGAUUGA